GCGACAAAAAUAUGUCCAAGCGAGCACUUCUUCGCUGAAGGUUGCCUUCUUUCUUAUCUUGACAUCUACCUCCUUUUUCAUUGUAUCCGGAUGUCUGACACUGCCAACAACUCAGUGGCUGGGGCUCGGCGAGCGCCGUCCUCUGCCCCCCUGCAAGUCCAUGCCUGGUCAAUCGAGUACAUCCGGCUCAAAGCCUUCGCCUUGGCCAUUCGUACCGUCAUUGGUGGACUGAGUCCUAUAGCGGAACUCUUCUUUCAGAAAGUGCCCAAAGAAGUAGAAAAGGUCAAGACUUCCAUCCCUUCGCGGCAGCCUGGUCGGUCGAUCAAGGUUCACAUCUAUACCCCCAAGGACGCUCCACAAGGCAAGAAGCUACCCGUCCAUCUCAACCUUCACGGAUCUGGUUUUGUCAUUCCUUCCCUGGGCUCAGAUGCAGAGUUCUGUGGUGAGAUGGCAAAGAGGCUGGAGUGUGUGGUGAUAGAUUGUGACUACAGGAAGGCUCCUGAGCAUCCGGCUCCCGCGCAGAUGCAAGAUGCUGAAGAUUGCAUACUUUGGGCGCUGACUCAAGACAGCAAGUAUGAUAUCUCUCGCGCCUCCGUCGGCGGCUUCUCAGCGGGCGCCAAUCUUGCCCUCUGUGUUGCCGGCCUGCACGGCGACCACCUUACGGCAUGCAUCUCCUUCUAUCCUCCCACGGACUUCCAAGUCUCUCGCUACCGCAAGGAGGCUCCAGAGAAGCACUCUGCUGCUAUCCCUCCUGCCGUGAGCAAGUUCUUCGACAGGUGCUACCUCGUUGCUGGCACGGACAGGGCGGAUCCUACCGUCUCGCCUGUGGAGCAGGACACAAAGAAGUUCCCGCCGCACGUAUGGGUGAUGUGCGCUACUGGUGACACACUGUAUCACGACGGGGAGAAGUUCAUUGAGAAGCUGGUCAAGGAAGGACACCCUGAUGCACGCUUCCACAAGAUCACUGGCGAAGGACAUGCCUUUGACAAGUUUGCUAAGUCAGGCACUCCUACGGCUCAGAAGAAGACGGAGGUGUAUGAUGCGGCGAUGCAGAUGGUGCACGAUUCUUGGAAAGAUUCGCCUCGACGCGAGGGGGCCAAGUUGUAGACGCGAAUGACAUCGAACAAAGAUCCCGUCGACCGCCGCUACCGACCCUGUAUCAUCGUUAGAUCCAUGGGUUCAUCAUA
Messenger RNA from Microstroma glucosiphilum, 1187 nucleotides. Its product is annotated as alpha/beta-hydrolase. Gene Ontology annotation, molecular function: hydrolase activity. The coding region runs from base 91 to 1107 and encodes 338 amino acids. The transcript has 2 exons. Lineage: Eukaryota; Fungi; Basidiomycota; Exobasidiomycetes; Microstromatales; Microstromataceae. The record is from RefSeq and is a predicted model, not a curated record.